UUUUAACAUAAACAUGGUAUGAUGAAACUAAGUGAAACGGUGAUAUGAAAGUUUACUUCAAAUGUAAUAAGUUUAGUUUAUUACUGUGAGUGUUUGAGUGUAAAUGAUUAGUAUAUUAAAAUUAAUUACACAACUGAGAUUGCGGUAAUAGUUUUUCCUUAAAUAUAUGUUUUACUUGAGAUAAAUCGUUGGAUUGAUGAACAACCUUUUUGACUGAUUUCAAAAAUUUUCAAAAUGAGUCAACCUUCAGAAGAGCUCCUAUUUAAGUUAAAUGAAAAGAUUAACCAUGGAGAAAAACUUGUUGAACAGUUAAAUAGUAUGCAAGAGAUCGAAGGAGUUUUUAAAAUGAAGAGAAAAAUUUUACAAGAAAUUGAUUUCUUGAAAAGGGUACAAAAUUCAAAGAAAGUUAAAGAGGAACAUUUGUCUUGCUCAAAUUUACGACACUUGGGAGCCAUGGUUGAGUGUGCGAUGCGACCUGGUACUAUGUCUGUUUGUAAAAUAUUCCAUGUAAAUGAAGAAAGUAAACAAUUAGUUGACAUUAUAAGUGACGAUGGCAAAACAUGGACAAAAGUGAUAGCCCGAAAUCCAAAGUCAUUAUCAGCACUUAGUUCAGGCAAUGCCUCAUAUGGUGCACGGUCCAUACUGGAUCAAGCUGAGGAUUAUUUAACAUGUGCAAAACUAUACCCAUGUAUGUAUCUUUCACCCAAGGUUGUGUUUGAAUUUGUUAGUGGAAUUGAAGAAACACUCGCUAAUAAGUUAAAAGCAAAGGGUAUUAUAGUGAAAGGAACAAUAUUACCUGAUUCCAAAAAACAUGAAGAAAUUAAUGAUUCUUAUGAGUCCAGUGAUGAAGAAAUAUUUGAAAGGUGCCAGGUUACAAUGGAGGAUGUAUCACAGUGUAUUGAAGACCAUAUAGAUAUAAAUAUAUUAAACUUGGAUGUAACAGCAAUGAUGGCUUAUGUUAGUAAUAUGACAAAUGGAUUCUGCCACUAUGUGUUCAAACAAGAUGUCCUCACCCAGCAAGCAGCAUGGGAGGCUGAACGACCUGUAAAACCUAUAUUGGAAAAACUAUUUGAAGGUAAAACUUUAAUUUCCUGCAAAACAGCUUGGUAUAAUUUCGAAAAAAUUGUGGAAACAUUAGGAGGUCCGAUGGAGAAAAAACGUACAGCAGACUUAAAAGAACUAGUGACUGUAUAUGAAGACGAUUAUGGAGGGCAGAACGAUUAUCCGCGACAGAAUUUGAAAGUAAGGGGUCAUGUGCGAUUGAGAUCAAAAAUAAUUUUCAAUUUCGGCCAUAGACUCAAAGCACUUACUGUAUCGGCAAAUGAGGGUUUUGUAAGAGCUGCAGCACAACAGGGAGUCACAUAUGCAACUUUUAUUCACGAGUCACGAGCUUUGACUGAAGGAAAAGAAGCGACAGCUGAAAAGAUUUUAUGAUAUAAAUUAUUCCGUUAUAUCUGAA
Molecule: messenger RNA, 1459 nt
Organism: Vanessa tameamea
Lineage: Eukaryota; Metazoa; Arthropoda; Insecta; Lepidoptera; Nymphalidae
Exons: 9
Coding region: 235-1434 (399 amino acids)
Source: RefSeq, a predicted model, not a curated record